Messenger RNA from Anguilla anguilla (European eel), 450 nucleotides. RefSeq names its product histone H2B. Gene Ontology annotation, cellular component: nucleosome. Gene Ontology annotation, molecular function: structural constituent of chromatin; protein heterodimerization activity; DNA binding. NCBI's taxonomy places the organism in Eukaryota, Metazoa, Chordata, Actinopteri, Anguilliformes, Anguillidae. Bases 32 to 406 code for a protein of 124 amino acids. The transcript has a single exon. The record is from RefSeq and is a predicted model, not a curated record.
GGGGACAUUCGAUUUCUAUCAACUGAAAAAAAUGCCUGAGCCCGCCAAGUCCGCGCCUAAGAAAGGUUCCAAGAAAGCCGUUACCAAAACGGCAGGGAAAGGAGGAAAAAAGCGCAGGAGGUCUAGGAAGGAAAGUUAUGCCAUCUACGUGUAUAAGGUCUUGAAACAAGUGCAUCCUGACACCGGUAUUUCAUCAAAGGCCAUGGGCAUCAUGAACUCCUUUGUCAACGACAUUUUUGAACGCAUUGCUGGGGAGUCUUCCCGUUUGGCUCAUUACAACAAGCGUUCCACCAUCACCUCGAGGGAGAUUCAGACCGCCGUGCGCCUGUUGCUGCCUGGAGAGCUGGCCAAACACGCUGUGUCUGAGGGCACAAAGGCUGUUACGAAGUACACGAGCUCCAAGUGAACUAUCGCAAUGAUGCUCAACCCAAAGGCUCUUUUAAGAGCCAC